This is a messenger RNA of Penicilliopsis zonata CBS 506.65, 585 nucleotides long. RefSeq lists its product as hypothetical. The record is from RefSeq and is a predicted model, not a curated record. The coding region runs from base 62 to 421 and encodes 119 amino acids. Gene Ontology annotation, molecular function: RNA binding; structural constituent of ribosome. Gene Ontology annotation, cellular component: small ribosomal subunit; mitochondrion; ribosome. The transcript is spliced from 4 exons. NCBI's taxonomy places the organism in Eukaryota, Fungi, Ascomycota, Eurotiomycetes, Eurotiales, Aspergillaceae. Gene Ontology annotation, biological process: translation.
UCGAGGGGACCAUCAGAAGGUAAACCCAUUGAAAACGCCCCAAAGCCAUCAAUUAAUCAAUAUGGUUUUCAUUCUCGGUGUCAAUUUCCCUGAGCGGAACCUCGUCAAGAAAUCGCUCGAGGCUUUCUUCGGUAUUGGGCCGUUCACUUCAUCCCGCCUCCUUUCCCGGUUCCACAUCCAUCCGACCUGCAAGAUCGGCGAGCUCGCGAACAAGCAGGUUCUGGAUCUGACCGCCGCGCUUGCCGAUAUGAAAAUUGAGAACGACCUCCGGAGGCAAGUUCUUGACGAUAUCAAACGCUUGAAGGAGACGGGUACCUACCGUGGUCGGCGGCAUGCUUUGGGGUUGCCGGCUCGGGGACAACGAACAAGAACUCAGACCAAAACUGCUGUCAAGCUCAACCGCAUCGACAGGCGGCUUUGAUUGUGAAAACUGGGCUGUUUCUCUUCAUGUUGCGUGUUCGGCUUUGCUAUCCCUGGCAGAUGGCAUGGAUUUGGCGUUUAGUCUAUUCUUCUUAUUUUUUGUAAACCACCCCCCCCAAAAACCUAUUAGAAUGUACAUUACCUUAUAUGCCUCAAAGAAAUGGG